GUAAAUGUCAAAUGUUAGGUUAUACAUUUGAAUAUUAUUUGAAUAUUUUUUUUAUUUAUUAAAUAUUUUUCACUUAUAGCAUACAGGUAAAGUUGUCUGAUAGAAAUGAUUUCGAGAAGCUUAAGCAGGGUCGUGUUGAAAGAUAAUGUACUUAGACUGGCAAAUCAAAGUGCUAACAUCAGACAAAAGUCCUACACUCCAAUGAACACAGUCGUUAUGUUUGUUCCUCAGCAGGAGGCCUGGGUUGUGGAACGAAUGGGAAAAUUCCAUCGCAUACUAGAACCAGGCUUAAAUAUACUGAUACCUAUUGCCGACAGAGUCAAAUACGUUCAGAGCCUCAAGGAAAUCGCAGUCGACAUUCCUAAACAGAGCGCAAUUACUUCCGAUAACGUAACUCUCAAUAUAGACGGAGUAUUGUAUCUGAGAAUAGUAGAUCCCUACCUAGCAAGUUAUGGCGUCGAAGAUCCCGAAUUUGCAAUAACGCAGUUGGCUCAAACUACAAUGAGAUCUGAGCUGGGAAAAAUAUCCCUAGAUAAAGUUUUCAGAGAAAGAGAAAGCUUGAAUAUUUCAAUUGUCGACUCUAUCAACAAAGCUAGCGAGGCAUGGGGAAUGACAUGCUUGCGUUACGAAAUAAGGGACAUCAAACUGCCUCCUAGAGUUCAAGAAGCCAUGCAAAUGCAAGUGGAAGCUGAAAGAAAGAAGAGAGCCGCUAUUUUAGAGUCCGAAGGUGUUCGCGAAGCUGACAUAAACGUAGCCGAAGGUAAGAGGAAGUCAAGAAUUCUGGCUUCUGAAGCUGAAAGGCAAGAGCAGAUCAAUAAGGCAGCUGGUGAAGCUGCAGCUAUAUUAGCAGUUGCUGAAGCUCGGUCGGGGGGUUUGAAACUGGUGGCUGAAGCCUUGCAGAAAAAUUUGGGACCCAAUGCAGCUUCACUUAGUAUCGCAGAGCAGUAUAUCAGUGCUUUCAAUAAAUUGGCGAGAACAAAUAAUACUCUGAUCCUUCCUGCCAAUACUGGAGAUGUUACCAACCUAGUUUCACAAGCCAUGUCCAUUUAUUCUACAAUAACCAAAUCUCAGGAAACUCAAAAGAAGGCUACUAUACCUGUUCAUAAAAAGCUUCUGACAUCACAUCCCACCAAUCCUAGGGAUAAUCUAGCAGAAUUUUUUAGCGAUGAAGAGGAUAUUAAGAAACACAAUGAAAAAUUACCAAAGGAUGUAUAACUAUUCGAAUAAUUGAGAACAAAAUGUAUUGUGUGUUGUAUGUAUAAUUUGCUGCGUCUAAUCUUGUAAAUCUUGUUGAAUUCAUUAAAUGGAAAUAAGUUUUUGAUUCUGAAA
This is a messenger RNA of Leptinotarsa decemlineata (Colorado potato beetle), 1329 nucleotides long. It is a transcript of the gene Stoml2, whose product is annotated as Stomatin like 2. Gene Ontology annotation, biological process: mitochondrion organization. NCBI's taxonomy places the organism in Eukaryota, Metazoa, Arthropoda, Insecta, Coleoptera, Chrysomelidae. The record is from RefSeq and is a predicted model, not a curated record. Gene Ontology annotation, cellular component: membrane; mitochondrion.